AUGGGCAAACCAUUCUUUACCAAAAAGCAAAAAGCUGCAAUGCGGGAACGCAAAAAGCGAAAGCGUCUACAAUUGACGACUCUCGAACAAACCAAUGAUGAAACAGCCCCGAGAGCUGUUCAAGAACCAUUGAAUGGGGCGGCGGAUUCCAACAAACGGCAGCGGACCGAGUCACUUACUGAACAUGCUGAGCCAGAAAAGCCACAACACGAAAAAAAAACUGAAUUGGAGAUUCAAACAAAGAUCGUGAAUGGUAUUAUUCAUGUGCUCAUGCCCAGUGAUUUAUCUUCCAAAGACGCCAGGAAAUACCGCAAAGACGCCAGGCGGAAAUUGCGACAAGAAGGCAAGGAUGAUUCCAACAUUGAAUACAUCACCUCUGAUUCUGUCAUGGAACCCAAAAAGAAGAAAAAGAAAUCCUUUCCGUCUAUUCAAGAACUCUUGAAACAACAGAAAAUCGAGGUGAAGCAGCAAAAAGAAGAACAAAAGAUUCAAAAGAAAAUCAAUGAAAUUCCCGACUAUGAAAAAGCUCAAUACGUUGCACUGGAUUGUGAGAUGGUGGGUAUCGGAACCGACGGUAAAAAGUCGGCUCUGGCUCGUGUCUCUUUGGUGGAUUGGGAUGGAAACGAACUCUUGGAUACCUUUGUCAAGGUUCCCAUUCGAGUUACAGAUUUUCGUACCCACGUGUCUGGUGUGGAGCCCAAGCACAUCAAGGAUCAAAACGCGAUGGAGGUAGAAAAGUGUCGCGACUUAGUGGCUUCUUUGCUGAAAGACAAGAUUCUUGUGGGUCAUGCCUUGUCCAAUGAUCUAAGGGCGCUAAUGCUAACGCACCACAAGCACAAAAUUAGGGAUACCGCCAAGUAUCGUCCCUUUCAACGGUAUGGUAAUGGCAAGUGGAGGGCUCGCAAACUGAGAGACUUGGUAAAGGAAAAUUUGAAGGACAAAGAGGGCUUUCAGGAAGGCGAGCACGACUCUGUACAGGAUGCCAGAGCCACAAUGGAGCUUUUUCAUUUGGUACGGUCCCAAUGGGAAAAGGAGUUGACCGGCAAAACAAAGUAA
This is a messenger RNA of Cylindrotheca closterium, 1056 nucleotides long. NCBI's taxonomy places the organism in Eukaryota, Bacillariophyta, Bacillariophyceae, Bacillariales, Bacillariaceae. The record is from the annotation of a GenBank genome assembly.